This is a messenger RNA of Eupeodes corollae, 744 nucleotides long. RefSeq names its product piggyBac transposable element-derived protein 4-like. Bases 1 to 744 code for a protein of 247 amino acids. Lineage: Eukaryota; Metazoa; Arthropoda; Insecta; Diptera; Syrphidae. The transcript has a single exon. The record is from RefSeq and is a predicted model, not a curated record.
AUGGAUGCUUCAGGGGACAACAACGAACCCACGGAGGAUGAAGACGCUGAUGUUGUCGAUAUUUCAUCAAAUAUUUGGGCUGCCGUAAGCGGAAGAUCACUCAAGACGUUUGUGUUUACCGACCAUCAUUCUAUACCUGGGAUAUCAAAUAUGGAAAUCAGUUCAAUAAGGCCAAUCGACUUGUUCGGCUUGAUGGUAACUGACGAAGUUUAUGCACUGAUUGUGCUCCAAACCAAUUUGAACGCUAAUCAGUCCUUGUCAAGGUCAACCGUAACUCGAAGAUCUCGAAUGAAGAAAUGGGACGAUACCAAUGUACCAGAGAUAAGGAAGUUUCUUGGACUUGUCAUAUACAUAGCAAUUAUAAAAUAUCCAGCGAUUUCUCUGUACUGGAAGACAAACCAAUUUUAUAAAAACAAUUUUGUUCCCCAUGUAAUGUCACGCAAUCGGUUCCAAUUAUUGCUAAAAUGUAUUCACUUCGCCGGCAACGCAACUAUCGAAGGUAAUCGUUUGGAAAAAGUAAAAUAUUUACUUGACAUUUUGGAAAAAAAUUUCGUUAGUGCCCGAAUUCCGGGAGAAAUAUUGGCUGUUGAUGAGAGCAUGAUUCCCUGGCGAGGAAGGCUCCAGUUUCGUCAGUUUAACCCUGGGAAAUCUCACAAAUAUGGAGUAAAGGUGUACAAGCUCUGUGCCACUAAUGGGUACACAUACACCCGCUCAAUUUAUGCCGGAAAAUUUGAACACACCUAG